GGUUCUGAAGGCCCUCAGGGAUACUGGCAUCCCUGUUCCAAAAGUCCUGGCCUUAUGCGAAGAUUCAAGUGUCAUCGGGACCCCCUUCUACCUGAUGGAGUACAGCCCCGGCCGGAUCUUCAAGGACCCUUCUCUUCCAGAGCUGGAGCCCCACCAGCGGAAGGAGGUUUACAGGGCCAUGAACGGCAUCCUCUGUCAAAUCCACAGCGUGGGCAUCAAAGCUGUUGGCCUGGAGGGUUACGGGAAACACGGCAAUUACGUCCAGCGGCAGAUCCAGACCUGGGGCAAGCAGUACCGAGCCACGGAGACUCACACAAUCCCAGCCAUGGAGAGGCUCUUCAAAUGGUUCCCCUCCCACCUUCCAGCCAGCGAGCAGCUGUCGGUUGUUCAUGGAGAUUUCAGGCUGGACAAUCUUAUCUUCCACCCUGAGAAACUGGAAGUGGUGGCUGUCCUUGACUGGGAGCUCUCCACCUUGGGGGACCCGCUCUGCGACGUGGCCUAUAAUUGCCUGCCGUAUUUCCUGCCUUCGGAUUGCAGUAUCGUAAAAGGCUUGAGCGACUCUGACCUCAACCAGCUGGCCAUCCCCACGGCACAGGACUACCUGCAGAUGUACUGCCGUCACCGAGGCCUCCCUCCGGUCGACAACUGGAACUUCUACAUGGCCUUUUCCUUUUUCAGAGUGGCGGCCAUCCUCCAGGGGGUGUACAAGCGCUUCCUGGCAGGCCAGGCCAGUUCAGCAACCGCCGAAAGCGCCGGGAAGCUGGCGGAGUCCAUGGCGGGCCUGGCCUGGGAUUUUGCCACGAAGGAAGGCUUCCGGAUCUUCAAGGGACUCCCGAGCUCUGGACCGGCCAUCAGGAAGUUCGGGACUUGGGCCGGCCCAAGGUUGCUCCCAAAGAGAGACUACGCCACGCGGAGCCCUGCGUCCCACCUGGUCCUCUCCCCUGAGGGCCUGCCCAGCCACGUCCAGGCGCUGCACCGCAAGCUGAAGCGGUUCAUGGAGACCCACAUUUACCCGUCAGAGCAGCUCCUGCGAGAUCACCAGUCUUCCCCGAGUAGGUGGACCCCACAUUCUCUGGUAGAAGAGCUGAAGGAGAAGGCGAAAUCCGAGGGGCUCUGGAACCUUUUCUUGCCCUUGGAGAGCGAUCCAGAGGCGAAAUACGGAGCAGGCUUGACCAACGUGGAAUUUGCCCACUUAAGUGAACUGAUGGGGACUUCGGUCUACGCCCCUGAGGUCUUCAAUUGCUCUGCUCCAGACACUGGCAACAUGGAAGUGUUGGUCCGCUACGGCACAGAUGCCCAGAAGGAACGCUGGCUGCGGCCUUUGCUGGAAGGCAAGAUCCGCUCCUGCUUUGCUAUGACCGAACCCCAGGUCGCUUCCUCGGACGCCACCAACAUUGAGGCUUCUGUGACCAAAGAGCAAGGCGCUUACGUUCUGAAUGGGCACAAGUGGUGGAUUUCAGGCUCCCUGGACCCUCGUUGCCAGCUCUGCAUUUUCAUGGGCAAGACCAACCCUGAAGCCCAGAGACACCAGCAGCAGUCCAUGCUGCUGGUCCCCAUGGACUCCCCUGGCAUCACCGUCACCCGGCCGCUCAGCGUCUUCGGCUUGGAAGACGCCCCAGCUGGCCACGGAGAGAUGACCUUUGAAAACGUCCGCGUCCCCCAAGAGAACCUCCUGCUUGGUCCUGGCCGCGGGUUCGAAAUUGCCCAGGGGCGGCUGGGCCCCGGGAGGAUCCACCACUGCAUGAGACUGAUCGGCCUGGCGGAAAGAGCGCUAGCCCUCAUGAAGGAGCGGGUGACCACUCGCGUGGCCUUUGGAAAGCCGCUGGCGGAGCAAGGAACCAUUCGGGCGGAUCUGGCGGAGUCCCGCCUGGAGAUCGAGCAGGCCCGGCUCCUUGUCCUCAAGGCGGCCCAUCUCAUGGACACUGUGGGAAACAAGGGAGCCGCUCUGGAGAUUGCCUUGAUCAAAGUCGUGGCUCCGAGGGUGGCGCUCCGGGUGAUUGACCGGGCGAUCCAGGAGUGA
Messenger RNA from Thamnophis sirtalis, 2020 nucleotides. The record is from RefSeq and is a predicted model, not a curated record. Lineage: Eukaryota; Metazoa; Chordata; Lepidosauria; Squamata; Natricidae.